GUUUUACGCAAGCGCAGUAUGAGCUGUUUGUCUUGUUUCUCUGGUCCAGUUACUUGCGAAAGGGAAUCGAGUGUCAGUUUCGGUGGAGAAAAGCAAGUGUACCCCGCACUAGGGCUUUCUCUGUGAGGAGCGGAGAGGUGGCGGGGGGGGGAGGAAGAUCCGGGUCCACUGCUGGGGAUUCAUAAUUGUAGCAGCAGCAGGUGACGAAUAACUUACAACCGACAAUCGAGGGAAAUACAAAGCUAUAUGUUAUUUUAUCAUUUUUUGUGUUGUUUUUUUUUUGUUUUUUUUUUUAAAUAAAAUAAAGCAGAGCGGAAUUGUGCGUUCAAUUUUGCUUUGGCAAAUGGAGUAACUAUUCCUAAGCUCAUACUCUGUUUAACUAUUAUUUCUGCUAGUGUUUGGAACCCGAUAUUGCUGUAUUGAGCUCGGCUUUUGGAUUUUAACAGUACAGUGACGCGGACCUUGGAUAAUUGAAAUAGCCAAGAUGAUGCGCUUUCUGCGUCGGACCUUCGGCCGGCAGUCGAUGAGGCGGUAUCAAUCACCAGAUGAGCGGGACGGGAAAAGCACAGGCGGUACUGGGACGCUGCCACACCCGCACUUGCACCAGCAGCAACUGCAUCACGUCCCGACCGUGGUGACUGGAGGAGCCGUGGUUCACAUCCCAGCGGCGGGCAACAGUAAGUCGGUGCUGACCUGCCGGGUCCUGCUGUUAGACGGGACAGAUGUCAGUGUGGAUCUGCCGAAAAAUGCAGAUGGACAGGAUCUCUUUGAACAAAUUUUGUUCCAUUUGGACUUGGUGGAAGUAGAUUAUUUUGGCUUACAAUACAUGGAUGCAGAACAAGUUUCUCACUGGCUAGAUUACACAAAGCCUAUAAAGAAGCAAAUAAAAAAUGGGCCUCCAUACACUUUACACUUCAGAAUAAAGUUCUAUUCUUCAGAGCCAAAUAACCUUCAUGAAGAAUUUACAAGGUACCUGUUUGUGUUACAGCUUAGACAAGACAUCCUUUCGAGCAAAUUAAAAUGUCUGUAUGAUGUUUCUGUAGAACUGGCUGCCUACUGUCUACAAGCUGAGCUCGGAGACUGUGACCCUCAAGAACACUCCCCCGAGCUGGUGUCAGAGUUCAGGUUCAGCCCCAAUCAGACAGAGGCCAUGGAGCUGGACAUCUUCCAGAAAUGGAGAGAGUUCAGGGGGAAGAGCCCUGCUCAAGCAGAACUGAGCUUUCUGAAUAAAUGUAAAUGGCUGGAGAUGUACGGAGUAGAUAUGCAUGUGGUAAAGGGCCGAGAUGGCUGUGACUAUGCAUUGGGACUCACGCCAACAGGGAUAUUGGUCUUUGAAGGGCCCAACAAAAUAGGCUUGUUCUUCUGGCCAAAAAUUACCAGGAUGGAUUUUAGAAAGAGCAAACUGACUCUUGUUGUAGUGGAAGAUGAUGAACAGGGCCGUGAACAGGAGCACACGUUUGUUUUUCGGUUGGAUAAUGCCAAGUCGUGUAAGCACUUGUGGAAGUGCGCGGUGGAGCACCAUGCUUUCUUCAGGUUGAGGCAGCCGACGCAUGGCAGGGCGGGCAAAAACGACUUUGUGCGCCUCGGUUCCCGGUUUAGAUUCAGUGGUCGAACAGAGUAUCAGGCAACUCACGGCAGACUACGGCGGACGAGCACGUUUGAAAGGAGGCCCAGUAAACGGUACCCGUCACGAAGGCAGUCCACUGUUAAAGCAAGCAAUCCAACAAAAGCUGCACACCUGAGUGCUCAGAACAACCCAGAUGCUAAUAUCUAUCCGGCUCAAUAUAAACAAAACAUUCCCUCAGCUCACGAGCACUGGCAUGCUGCCCAUCCUGUACACCCUGCUCAGCAGCCUCACCUCGCAUACCCUGCGGGUGGAAGCUACCCCCUGAAAGCAGCGCCAGCUGUGAAGAACACGCAUCUGGAGCAGUUCAAUAUAGAGGAGAAUGGAGGGACUCCCUACACCAACAAAGUGUUAGGAAGAUGCCAACAUCAUCACCAUCACCACCACCCCAGCUACGGGCUCAUCACCAUGGACUGCAGAGAGGCCCUAGCAACCGUCCAGAAUGUGAACAAGUUGAACGAGGAGACGGCGGCCCGUCUGAAGCAGGUCGAGGUGGAGGCGAACAAGGUGUCUGGACCCUGGCCAGCUCUGCACAUCAAUAUCAAUAACAAGGGUGAAGAGAAGCGGCUGUCUGAUAAGAGCCUGCAUUCCCCUGCCGCUCCCUCGGCAGUCCCCGACCACAUGAAGUGUAACAUUCUCAAAGCACAGAUGGACGCAGCCUUCAGGGUGGGGGCGCAGGUUCCGAAAGAGGAGGGAGCCAUGUCGGACCACAGCGUGCAGGAACACGAUGGGAGGGGUCCAGCGUCUUUGCAGGAUAAAUGGGCAUCAUGCGCAGCACCGGAAAAACGUGAGACCAAACCUCCCCGUCUCAAGAAGCUGGUCAGGCAGUACAGCUUCAGUCACAGCGACGAGGACGACCUCCCUGCUGCCCUGGCUAUGAUUUCUGGUGAGAGCAGCACAGAGAAGACAGCAUGCCAGACAGUGUCCCCAACAUCCCCCUCCACUGCGGGGCCAGCAGCCAGUGGAGCCAAGAUAAAAACAGUACCUUCUGACCCAGCAGAAUCCUUUUUUGAUCCAUUUUCAUCUGUGCCACAAUUCCCAUUCAGCAAGGUAGAUUUACCAGUCUUGGACAAGCGGUUGACAUGCUGCGAUCAUCCCUCAUCUCCAGUCCAGCUGCAGCUGCGUUCCCAUGGGCACUCAGGACGAUUGCAGACUGACCCACUACCAUCCCCACAGGCAGUGCAGAGAAAUGCAGCCUUGAUGGACAGUGCUGAGGCUUUGAGACGAGAGCUGGAGAGAGAGAAGCUGCUGAAAAGGCUUCUGAUGACAGAGCUGUGAGAAGGGUGCACUGGACGUCCUGUGUGCCUUUGGUCUGUUUACAUUCCUCUGCCCACCUAUCAAAGAACCUCCCCAUCACAGAGUACCGUUUACACAGCCCAGAACCUGUACUGCAUAGCACUGAUGAGGAUGAUCAAUGUCUGCUUGGCUAUAGUGAUGCUGCUAGAAUUGAACUGUAAGUGUGUGGGUUUUUUUGUGUGGUUAUUUUUAAUCCUAUGUUGUUGUUUUUAAAAUGCAAAAUGAAUUUACACAGUAUGGUUAAGUAUUUAAGUAUUAACAAUAUAUAUUGGCACAAAUAAUCAAUGCGAAAGAAACCAUGUGGCAAUUCCUGUGAUUUAUAACUGCUUUCUAGUAAAACAAAAAAUGUGUCUUUUUCAAUGAGGUGCUUCUUUCUCCAUCAACUUAUCCACAGCUAUAGAAUCCCAGUUACGAUAGUAAAAACAUGUUAAAAUGGUUGCUAGUACACUUAGUUUAAAUUGGUAUAAUGUUAUCAGGCCAGGAACUGAUGAUGUUCGGUAAUGUACUACUGCCAUUGGAACGGCAUUUGAGUCAUCAAAUCAACCAAAUGCAGGGCUUGAUUCAUGAGCAAACUCAAAAGUGUAUAUGAUGACAUCAUCAAAGCAUCUCUGAAUAAUACAAAACUGCACUGAAUCACAACUGUAUUUAACUGCAGUAUUUGAUACCAUGUACUGGUGCGGCAAUGCAUUGAUUUCAGAUUGAAGCUGUUCUGGUUCAAUUAACAAAUUUCUGAUGUCUGGCAGGCAUUAGUUCCUAAAUA
Molecule: messenger RNA, 3680 nt
Organism: Polyodon spathula (Mississippi paddlefish)
Lineage: Eukaryota; Metazoa; Chordata; Actinopteri; Acipenseriformes; Polyodontidae
Product: band 4.1-like protein 4B
Exons: 24
Coding region: 485-2902 (805 amino acids)
Cellular component (GO): cytoskeleton
Molecular function (GO): cytoskeletal protein binding
Source: RefSeq, a predicted model, not a curated record